Messenger RNA from Gryllus bimaculatus (two-spotted cricket), 3132 nucleotides. Lineage: Eukaryota; Metazoa; Arthropoda; Insecta; Orthoptera; Gryllidae. The record is from the annotation of a GenBank genome assembly.
AUGCAUUUUGAUAUCGCUUUUCAACAGGCAGUUGUUCAUAUCAUCGAAAAUGGUGUAAGAUUUUUUCCAAUUUUUAUUCUGGUCAUGGGUGUUUUGUCUCCCUUAACAUCAGGUGUGGUCAGCAGUGCUGCUGUGGCCUUCGUGUAUCGGGCUUCCAAUUAUCAGAUGGCACCACUGUAUGCACUCCUAUGGGGAGUUGGUCAGACUGUUGUUUCUGCCUGCAUAGGUUUUACUCGAAUACUAGCUACAUUAUAACAUACACAGUGUCCUGAUAUUAGGGGUAAGCAGCCCAAAAGUACCAUAAAAGACUUCAGAUCUCUCAUCUUGAUCUUUCUGUGCACUUUUUGUUUCUACUAUAUCUCUAUCUUGUCUUACUUGUGCAUUUAUCAUCACUGUGUAUCCACAAAACAUGAAGAAAGUGGUUUGCAUGAUAGUCAUGAAGUUAUGACUCUGAUUUUAAAUAAAAAUUGGAUUUUGUUACACCUAAUGAUAAUCUACUGAGCUUCUUGAACUGGUGUUUUUGAGUUUGUUUCUUUCAGUGCUCUCAAGAAAAUUUUUAAAAAUUUCCAUACCCAGUGUUUUCUUCUCAAAUAGUUUGAUUUAAGAGAUUCUGAAAGUUGGAUGGUCCAUGAUGGUACAUAUAUCCAUCCAGUAUAUUGAUUAUGAAUAUUAGAAUGUAUCAAUUAUUAACAUGCCAGUGGUUUUCCAAGUACAAAGACAUUACUCACAAUUUGAGUCACUCGUCAUUUUAAAGGAUAAAUGUGGUUCUUUUGAUUGUAAUUUUCUCAUUUAUAGUUCUAGAAUAUUAAUUAGUUUGAUAUAGUAUGUCAAUAUUCUGUUAGAAACUUUUUUGUACAUUGUGUAGUGCACUUGAAAUAUAACAUCGAGCUUAAAAUGAUUUGUUCACUAGCUUGUAGUUGGAUUAUUUCUUAUAUCUAUUAUCACUAUUUUGUGCCAUCAACUUGAGUCUCAAGCCAGGAACAAGAGCUCAGUACUUAUGAAUAGUUGCAAUCUACAACCCCUUUUCUGAAAGAAUCUGUCUCUUUUAUAUGUUGUACUUACAUCUUCAAAUUUGCACAUAAAUGCCAUGUAUAUACAUUGAAAAAAUUUGUAAAUACGUAUUAAUAACUUGUAGUAUAAAUAUUGUAUAAUAUUUUGUGAAUAUGGCCAGUGAAUUGCAUAGGUGGUCAAUAGUGGGCAUUUUAUCUUGUAUCAUUUACUAUUUUUUAAUUACUAUGUAUAAUGUAUUAAAACUUGUUUGUGUUACUUGUUAUUCAUGUACCAUCCAUAUUAGUACAUCCAUGUAUAGUCCAUUGAGAAAAUUUCUCUGUUGAUUUUGGGAAAAGUAUGUUAAUUGCACAAUGUUACCUUCACAGCAAACUCUGAGGUAAUGUGGACCAUUGAUGCAGCUGUAUUUACUAGAUAUGGUGUCUAUGUGCCUCAGAAAUCUGGUGCAAAAUGUGUUGUGACUAAAAAGUUGUAUGACACAAGCAAUUAUUAAUGUGGUUUUGAUAAGGAAUGUCAUAUAUGUCAUAGUUAAGAGAUCUCUUAUUGUGACCUUUUUAGGAUGGUCAAUAAUACGUAUAAAUAUUUAUUGCUAAGGUGCCGAAUUAGUUACUGUUAUGGAAGAGAGAAUGACUGGUAAACAUAUAUCAUUGCCACUAAGUACAUGUAAAUGAACAUUUUUGCUAGGGCGUAUUGCCAAAAAUAAAUGAAUAUGAUUAUUGCAUAUAUACUGCAUGUGAUGAUACUAUGGAGAACAACAACCAUAUUUUUCCUACAAUAUCAAGACUGUUUUGUUUAUUAAAACAUGAGUGUGCUCGUUUAUAGUAGAUGAUACAGUAUUAUUCCAUAGAAGGCAGCGAUAGUAUGUUGAAACAUUUUGUUACAGAAUGUUAAAUAUAUUUAAUGUUAGAACUCAGUAGUCAACCAAAUAAUCGAAUUUCGUGACAAUGUACUGAAACAUACAAGCACCAUAUUUUACAUUUAUGGGCAGCAUUUCCAUAUUAAUAAGUUUUUAUAACAAUCAGUGUGGUGAUUUAUUAUCAGUAAUCAAAAAGUAUUAGCUGAUUAGUCAUCAGCACAUGUUUUUAAAUAAAGCAUUCUGCAGAAUUCAAAAUUUGUGUUUCUCUAGCUUUAUUAAAUGCCCUUUUUUAAAUUAUAAAUUUAGAAUGAGUAGUUUGGUUACAAAAUUUAUUAUUCUCAAGUUAUAGGGUUAGAUCUUUUGAUAAGAAAUGUAUUCCUAAAUUGAAGUGAUUGUGAGAGUGGAAUUUUAUUUUGUGAAGAGAUAAUAUGUGAUGUUAGAUGAUAUGAGGGUCAGUAAUCAGCAAUUACAUGGCCAAUUCAUAUACUUGGAUAGGUCUAGCAUCUGGAAGGUUAUGAAUUUGUCUUUUGAUAUGGGAAUCCUCUUUUGACUGUGGGACCAAAGUAACUAAAGAGGAUCUCUUAAGAUUCUUGUUGAAGUAGAAUUAAAAAUUCUGGUCCAAGUAAAUGUCAACAUGGAAUUAUGAACGUAAUUAAAAUGUUUGUCAUGCAUUUGUGCUUUUUAGAUGCAGCAUAAUAGCUUGUGGUAUUAAAUUAUACAAAACAAUCCAGAAAAGCUUCAAUUUGCUCUGCUAAGAUAGUUCAAGGAAUAUGUUAGUGGGUUUCAAUAAAUUGACUUAAUAGAUGCAUUCCUUGUUUUUGUCUGUCCUAAUUUGCAUGCUGUAUUUAUAUUUUUGGUGUAUGUAGUGUAUCACUGCUUUGUUAAUUGAAGUUCACUUGUUUUGUACAUUUUUGAAAAAAUAUGUUAAUUCAGUGCAUGAGAAUAUGUAUCUCUGUUGUGUGUCAAAUAUAUUAUUUUUUAUUUAUUUACAGCAUUUAUUUUAAUGCUUUUUAUUUGUAUUUGAUGUAUUAUAAAAAAGUACAUGUACUGUUAAACACCAAUUAGCUGUUUCAAGCAUGUUUUCUAAGAAAUUCAGAAUAUUUAAUGUGCUGUUGAUAAUGCUGUGAUGAAAGGGGGAAACUAGAAAUGUAAAUAUAUCACAAUGUUGCCAUAUACUUCAAUCUGAAUUCAAUAACAAAUUAUUUUGUGUGUUUAGUUGUCUUUAUUAUCACAAAAUAAAGAUUGCAUUUCUUGAUGAUAUAAAGGCU